Molecule: messenger RNA, 1731 nt
Organism: Archocentrus centrarchus (flier cichlid)
Lineage: Eukaryota; Metazoa; Chordata; Actinopteri; Cichliformes; Cichlidae
Gene: cdkn2
Product: cyclin-dependent kinase inhibitor 2A/B (p15, inhibits CDK4)
Exons: 2
Coding region: 289-681 (130 amino acids)
Biological process (GO): regulation of G1/S transition of mitotic cell cycle; negative regulation of cell population proliferation; regulation of cyclin-dependent protein serine/threonine kinase activity
Cellular component (GO): cytoplasm; nucleus
Molecular function (GO): cyclin-dependent protein serine/threonine kinase inhibitor activity; protein kinase binding
Source: RefSeq, a predicted model, not a curated record
GACGGUGACGUCGCCCAAUUCAAGCGAUAGGCAAGCCCGGACACACACCGGCAGGCGAUGUGUGGCGUUACUUAUCCGAUACAGGCAACCGGCGGGGACCCAGAAAAACUGCUGACCCGGGGACGGUGGAAGACCAAGCCGUAGACCACACCGGCAAGGAGCCGGGACGAUUCCACGCGCGCCGUACUGCUUUUUAGAGCUGUUUUUGUUCCUCAUAGGAGCAUCACCGGGCUACCUGUCAGAGCAGCCCGUCACUGAGGUUAUCGCAGCAGAUUUCAGGACACCACAAUGACUCUUGAGGAUGAACUGACCUCAGCCGCAGCGAAGGGAAACACGGCAGAUGUGAGGGCUCUUCUGGAGAAAGGCGCUCAAGUGAACGGGAAUAACCGUUUUGGACAAAGCGCUCUGCAGGUAAUGAUGAUGGGGAGCACGUCGGUGGCGCAGUUGUUACUGGAUCAUGGAGCGGACCCCAACGUGGCGGACAACAGCACAGGGACAACCCCGCUGCACGACGCCGCUAGGGAGGGCUUUCUGGACACUGUACGCCUAUUAGAGCGACACCAUGCUGACCCACAGGCCAAGGACAAGCUCAACCGUCUGCCUAUCGAUUUGGCCAGACUGCGCGGUCAUGGAGAUGUUGUUAAUUUCCUGGAGAGUCUGCAAAAUGGGUAUAAUCCCUGACUGUGAUAUAUAUUUUUUACUCCUUGCUGCUGGUUCUGAAGGGGGACUUUGCGGAACAGGGGCCUAAGAGAGGCCUGAAGCCGAAAUUACACAUUGAAACUUUUGCUGUAAAAUUUAAGAUGAUUUUUAUUUAUGUCUUUUUUUUUUAUCUUCAGUGUGUAUCAUUAUUUUAUUUCUAACGAAAUCAGGGUUGUCAAUGGGCCGGUCCGUAAAAAUAUAGACUACAAAUCGCCACACUUGUUGGUGUUAAAGGAUAAGCUUUACAUGUUUUCAUGCAGUUUUAAUUUGUAUCAGAGACAACCUGGUUUCUCUUUUUAAGAAACUUUCAUGUAAUUAUAAUGUACAGUUUUACCCAGAUAUUGGUGCUGUUUUAUUUGCUAAAAUCUCAAUAUUAUCGCGUCUUUCCGUGUCAGAUAUUUAACUAAAUACUGUAAUACAAAAUACUUUUGUUUUGCACAUUUGGACAUACGUGUUUAGCGGGAUUUAUGUGAACAUUUUAUCCAGGAUGCGCACUACUGAGUCCUAUUAUCUGGCAAUACAAAUCAAGGUUAUUAUGCACUUUGAUAAACUGAAACACUGGUUUGUGAAGGCUGGGCUGCUGUAGGAUGCGUACUGGAGAAAUAAAAAAAAAUACAUGAAAAUCAAUCAAAUACGUGACUUGUUAGUUUAACGGCUUUUGGAUAAUUUAAACUUUCCUAAAGUUGGGGUAGGAUUAAAUGUUUAUACUUCAUCCCAAUCCUUUUCGAGCAUGUGAACUGAGCGGUAUAGCGUUGCUGGAGGGAACUCGCUGUCCAUUUUCGUUGUUUACCUGUUUACGAUGCAUCUUUAUUGCUUAUUUUGCUUAUCUUUAUUUACAUGUUCGAAAUAAAGCAGACGGUUUUGCAGAAUGCACACAACACGAUAGGGAUUAUAAUACCGGUAUUUGUGGCCUGAGGUAACUGCAAACAUUUAUUCAGUGAAGAACGUUUAUCGAGCUUGCCUAAAGGUGCUUUAGUCGUGUUUGUGCAGUAUAGUCGUAUAAUUACCUGGAGUAUAAUAUUCACAUUACCA